AUGUCCACAUUCUGUUUUUUCUCAGGGAGAAUAGCUAUUCUAUCUGGUAUAGCUUAUAUUUUUCAAUUAUGGAGAUCUCUUUAUAUUGCAUCUUCUAUUCCCUCCAUUCUGUUCGUUGCUAUCAUACUUCCUUUCUUGUCUGAGUCCCCUCGAUGGUGUCUUAUUAGAGAAAGGAUGAGCCAGGCUAUGAAAACAAUGCACAGAAUCGCUAUACCGAUUGGAAACCACCUCCCUGAUGGCACCAUUCUUGCCCUUGAUGAAGAAGCAACUGUGUUCCAGAUAAAGUUCAUGGUGAAAGUAAAACAGAAUCGGAAUCACAAUCAGCCAUAA
This is a messenger RNA of Fraxinus pennsylvanica, 330 nucleotides long. NCBI's taxonomy places the organism in Eukaryota, Viridiplantae, Streptophyta, Magnoliopsida, Lamiales, Oleaceae. The record is from the annotation of a GenBank genome assembly.